AUGGCCGCCUCAACAGUGAAACCAGCAGCAGCUACGAACACGGCCAGAAGCAGAGGGAUCGCCUACGAUGAAACUGCUAGAGCUGCCGCAGUCACGCAGCUAGGAAAGCAUGUGUCCAGGUCUCCAGGGGCCUUCUUCGUUUGUGAUGUUGGAAAAGUGUGUUUGCAACAACUGAUUGGUUCCUCAAGCAGAACGUCUGACCUGCCGGAGAUAUAUUGCACGCUGCUCUCGAUAGCGCAAGAUGCGAACUUGAGCAAGCUGGCAGAGAUAGUGAACGAAACAUCCGAGGGCGCCGCUCUGCAGGCGUUUACAACAACGAACGUCAGAGACAGCUUCGCAAUUGAUGUCACUGCCGACACUUUGGCUGUUGUGGAAAGCAUUUCCACGUAUGUGGAUUUCGGCGAGCUGGAGGCAGCGCAAAAUGACGACGAGGGGUUAAGGACCUACCGAAAGUUCUUUAAUUACCUCCUACUUGUAGUGACGAUCGGUGCUGUGAAUCGGUCAGCGUACUAUUACACGGAGCUUCUGUCGCUUCUGUUUCUACAGACUCCUUUUUCAAUAGGGAACAAUACAAGAAUAGUUACAUUUGAUGGUGUGACAACAAUGCGUCAUUUCUGGGGGUUUCUGGAAAACCCAAUGAUUGAAGGCCUCUACCGGAGUUCCAUAAUUACCACAACGAAAGCGGAAAUAGCAGGGCAAGACAGAAAGGUGUUAAACGAAAAUAAGGUGCUUGGAGUGCCACGCCUCAGACAGCUAAGGGUUCGAAAUGAUUCUUGUGAAGUACCAGCCAUAUUCACCAGAACUUUUUCUACCUGUUACGAUGCGUACUCUUCUGCUGCAGAAGAAAAGGAGCCAUUCGGACCGAGGAACACUACAGCCUGGAGAUACACCUCUAGUGAAGAAUUAGAUGGUAUCAGUUAUAUGGGAACUAUUUCGAAUUAUCACGGAGGAGGCUAUUACCAGGAUCUGUCUAUUGUACCAAAUGAGACAGUAAAUAUUGUGGCAAGUUUGAAAAAGAAUCUAUGGAUUAACCGAUCAACCCGAGCUGUAUUUUUGGAUUUUACCGUAUAUAACGCAAACAUCAAUUUAUUCUGCGUAAUAAAGCUGCUCUUUGAAUUCCCGCCGACGGGUGGUGUCCUCAGCUCUCAUGACUUCACAACCAUGAAGUUAAUACGUUAUGUUGAACCAUUAGAUUACGCUGUAAUGGGCUUUGAAUUUUUAUUUAUAUUUUUUGUCCUUUUCUUCACUAUGGAAGAAGUGAUAGAAAUGAUGUUUUUCAAAUUACAAUACCUCUUUCACUUCUGGAAUUACAUAGAUUUGGUGAUUUUACUGUUAAAGAGUUCAGAAUAG
This is a messenger RNA of Schistocerca americana (American grasshopper), 1350 nucleotides long. Its product is annotated as polycystin-2-like. The coding region runs from base 1 to 1350 and encodes 449 amino acids. The record is from RefSeq and is a predicted model, not a curated record. NCBI's taxonomy places the organism in Eukaryota, Metazoa, Arthropoda, Insecta, Orthoptera, Acrididae. Gene Ontology annotation, cellular component: membrane. The transcript is spliced from 9 exons. Gene Ontology annotation, molecular function: calcium channel activity; calcium ion binding. Gene Ontology annotation, biological process: detection of mechanical stimulus.